This is a messenger RNA of Cariama cristata (Red-legged seriema), 1475 nucleotides long. It is a transcript of the gene ST7L, whose product is annotated as suppression of tumorigenicity 7 like. The annotation marks the transcript as partial. The record is from RefSeq and is a predicted model, not a curated record. The transcript is spliced from 14 exons. Gene Ontology annotation, molecular function: protein binding. NCBI's taxonomy places the organism in Eukaryota, Metazoa, Chordata, Aves, Cariamiformes, Cariamidae.
UGACUGUAUUCUUAAGCACUUUGACUCCGAAAUUCUACUUUGCACUUACGGUGACUUCAUCUUUUAUAUCUGGACUGAUAUUUGUGUUUGAGUGGUGGCAUUUCCGAAAAUACGGCACGUCUUUCAUUGAGCAGGUUUCUGUGAGUCAUUUGAGGCCCCUCAUCAGCGGCACAGAAAACAGCCCUCCAGCACCAGCAGCAUUCUCUGCUGGAGAGAAUGAGACAAGCAGGCAGAAUAUGCCAGAGUGCAAAGUAUGGCGAAAUCCUCUCAAUCUUUUCAGAGGGGCGGAGUAUAGCAGAUACAUGUGGGUGACUGGGAAGGAGCCUCUUACAUACUAUGACAUGAAUUUGUCUGCUCAAGAUCAUCAGAACUUUUUCACGUGCGAUACAGAUGCCCUUCGGCCUUCAGAUACAGUUAUGCAGAAAGCAUGGCGGGAGAGAAACCCUCAAGCCCGGAUUAAAGCAGCGUAUCAAGCUUUAGAGUUGAACAAUGAUUGUGCCACUGCGUAUGUCCUCCUGGCUGAGGAAGAAGCAACAACUAUUGUGGAUGCUGAGAAGUAUUUCAAGCAGGCUCUGAAAGCAGGAGAAAUGAUUUACAGAAGGUCUCAGAACUGCCAUUCCCAAAGUCCCCAGCACGAAGCACAGCUGAGAAGAGACACCAAUGUAUUGGUAUAUGUGAAAAGGAGACUAGCUAUGUGUGCAAGAAAACUUGGAAGAAUACGAGAAGCAGUAAAAAUGAUGAGAGAUUUGAUGAAAGAGUUCCCACUUCUCAGCAUGCUGAAUAUUCAUGAAAACCUUUUGGAGGCACUGCUGGAGUUACAGGCUUAUGCAGAUGUCCAGGCAGUUUUAGCAAAGUAUGAUGAUAUCAGUCUUCCAAAAUCAGCAGCAAUAUGUUACACAGCAGCCCUGUUAAAAGCCAGAGCUGUUUCAGAAAGGUUCUCCCCAGAAACUGCCUCCAAAAGAGGGCUUAGUACAGCAGAAAUUAAUGCUGUGGAAGCAAUUCACAGAGCUGUGGAAUUUAACCCUCAUGUUCCAAAGUAUUUACUAGAAAUGAAAAGCUUAGUGCUACCUCCAGAGCAUAUUCUGAAACGAGGGGACAGUGAGGCAGUAGCAUAUGCCUUUUUUCACCUCCAGCACUGGAAGAGGAUAGAAGGGGCUCUAAAUCUGCUACACUGCACAUGGGAAGGCACAUUUAGGAUGAUCCCAUACCCGUUAGAAAAAGGUCAUCUUUUCUAUCCCUAUCCGAGUUGCACAGAAACAGCAGACAGAGAACUGUUGCCAACAUUUCACGAAGUCUCCGUUUACCCACAGAAGGAACUUCCCUUUUUCAUCCAUUUCACAGCAGGCCUGUGCUCCUUUUCGGCAAUGCUUGCCCUCCUUACGCACCAGUUCCCUGAGCUGAUGGUGAUUUUUGCUAAAGCUGUGCUGCGGGUGCUGUGGCCUGUGAGUGCUCCCAGCGUUCUGGCCUCCAGCUGA